GUAGGAAAACACCGCACGUAUAUGGACUCAUUUAAAUGACGAGACGCUGUCUGGAAAGUCAAGAGGAGACGUCAGCGACAUUCAUGUUUUCACGGAAACAAAUACACAGGCUGGAGACCGUGUUUUAACGAUGUUUUUUUGAGUCGUCUGUGUAGUUUUUACUGAGUAGCCGUGUUUAUGUCUUCUUGCUAGCUUAAGCCAGCGAAGAGCUAGCUGGUACGCGCAGACGACUAUCUCCGGUCAAAUGCAACUUGUCAUCGGUUGUUUUCCUUAUAUAUAUAAAUAUCGCUCAUUCUCACAGGACGGAACAAUAUAGUAUGCUAAGUGUUUAAUUGCGGCUGAGAAGGGUUCAGAGUUUGCUUUUGGUGAGAUCCGGGUGAAGAUUGCUUUGGAAACGUUUCCUCCUCACUCUCAACACAAGUUUAAAAAGCUGAAGAAACUAAUUCCGCUUCAUUAAAAUAUCCAGGGCACUUCUUGGAGGAACGGCCGAUCACUCUUCGACCUCUCAACAAGUGGACAAAAUGGAUGUUAUCUGGACUUCAGGCACCUCACUGAAAACCAAGCACAUACUUUGUAAAUAACACCACUUUUUCCUCCUUCCUCUGCUGACAGGGUGCUUAUCUGCCUCCUGUGUAAAUGUGGCUUGCAUUUUGAAGAGGAGGAAGUCUUCUUUGUUUUAUUUUUGUUUCAGCGCCACUUAUUUUUAGCUUUGACUAAGCCCUUCAGCUCAACAGUAAAGGAUGAAUGGCCUCUCUCUCAGUGAGCUCUGCUGCCUCUUCUGCUGCCCACCCUGCCCCGGCCGCAUUGCAGCCAAACUCGCCUUCCUGCCCCCUGAGCCCACAUACACCUUUCUCCCAGACCCAGAGGCAGGCCCCAACGCGCCAGGAGGAACAGGGACAUCAAGCCUGCGGGUGCGCAGUGGCGCUUCAGUGGCUGGAGGCGCAGGGGCUGGGGCUGUGGAGGGAAGAUGGAAGCUCCACCUGACAGAGCGAGCAGAGUUUCAGUACUCCCAGAGAGAACUGGACACAACUGAGGUGUUUCUUACUCGCUCCAGCCGAGGGAACAGGGUCGGCUGCAUGUAUAUUCGCUGUGUUCCUAAUGCCAGGUUUACAGUGCUUUUCUCCCAUGGUAAUGCGGUGGACCUGGGCCAGAUGAGCAGUUUCUACAUCGGCCUCGGCACCCGCAUCAACUGCAACAUCUUUUCCUACGACUACUCAGGAUACGGCGUCAGCACUGGCAAGCCCACUGAGAAGAACCUCUAUGCAGACAUAGAUGCUGCUUGGCACGCCCUGCGCACACGGUAUGGCAUCAGCCCAGAGAAUAUCAUCCUGUAUGGACAGAGCAUUGGUACAGUUCCCACUGUAGACCUGGCAUCACGGUAUGAGUGUGCUGCAGUGGUCCUUCACUCACCUUUAACAUCAGGCAUGAGAGUGGCCUUUCCUGACACAAAGAAAACCUACUGCUUCGACGCUUUCCCCAACAUUGAGAAAGUGUCCAAAAUCACAUCCCCGGUGCUAAUCAUCCACGGGACAGAGGACGAGGUGAUCGACUUCUCACACGGCCUUGCUCUGUUCGAGCGCUGCCCCAAAGCCGUGGAGCCCCUCUGGGUGGAAGGAGCGGGACACAACGACAUUGAAUUGUACAGCCAGUAUCUGGAGCGCCUGCGCCGUUUCAUAGGACAGGAGUUGGCUGUACAGCACGCCUGACCCUCACAUUUUACAACUACCACCGGCAUCAACGUCAUUAUUAGCGAGCAUCAACUCUCUGUGUCCAAAAUGGAAACGUCUCCAAGAUUAAUCUUUACCCUUCCCCAACCUAUCACUGCACUGUAUUUGCUCUAAGGUUUUCGGGGGGGGGGGGGGGGGGGACACAGUAUGCCUUGAAUGGACCCAGAGUAAAGUGGAUGUAUGUUCAUGAACAUCAGAUGUACGUGAGUGUGAAAGACUUUGUCACACACUACAUUAAAACUGUUUAGACAGAAAAUAUAUUCCUUAACUGUGCAAUAAUAAGGACAAUGUCUACAGGAAAAGGACAUAUGUUGAAAUUGAAUGAAAGAAGAUUGAACAGAACAACAAACUUAUACUUAUGUAGGUUGAUAACAGUGGGGUUCAGACAGCAAGUUUCACUCGAUUUUUCCAGCCUACUCGUGUGUUUCAGUUCAUUCCUGCUGUUAAUCCAUGAUAAAUGGAUAAGGAUGUUGAUGUUGGGGAAUAUUUUGGUUUUCUAAUAACCUUUUAAAACAAAAAAGCAACCAAGUUCUCUGCAUUGAGUCACCUGUUUUUAUUAGAUACACUUGUACAAUCUAAUGCAACCCAGUACUAAAACGCUGUUUCAUGAAGCUUAUAAAGUUCAAUAAAUCAACCAUAUGAUAAUUUGUAGUAAGUGGUAGUUGUGUAUUGGACUGCAUUAUAUUGAGAAUUAUUUCUCAUUCUGUUUCCCACAUCUAUGUAAAAGGAAUGGAAAAAACUGGUAAAAAAUGAAAAUUAUACAUACACAGAGAUGACUUUAAAUUUUCUGUCAUUGAUUAUGUUCUUUACUGUGCUGAACAUUUUGCUCAGGUAACCCUGUAAGACAUUAGGGUCAGUGUCCUCCACACUUGUGUCUUUCUUUGUUUUGUAUGCAUUUAACUAAACCUCCAAUCCUUUGAGAUUUCUCCUUUUUAAGCUUUCUGAAACAUCUGGUGUGAGGGCUUUUUUUUAUCUUUGAUUUUUAACCAAGUCAUGAACCACGUUAUGACCCUGAAACUGAGGUGCGGACCAAACCUUGCGUUUGGUGAUCCGCUACUCACCUAGGCUUUUAUUUCUAGUUUGAACUGAGUUUCCAUACUGUCUUCAGUCUGUGCCGCAGUGAUGGAGCGGGAUUGGCUGCAUUAAACAAGGAGCAACAUUUUGAUUGUCUGAGAGUCUGUUAGCCCUCUCUCUUUUGUUUUACUCUUGUUCGUCUUGUUUAUGUCUCGCACCAGUAGGUCACAGCUGUCAGGAACAACAACACUAAAAUUAAACAGGCUUUGGUUUUCCAGCCUGUUUUUAUCUCUUUCUGUCUUUAUUUCUUUGAAUCUGUCUGGCAGACAUCUUCCUCAUUUGCAGUCUUUGUUGAAGGGCAAGUUUGUCAGUUUAAACUUGACAAACAUGCCCCUGAAAACUUGACUUUGUAAUUACAUAUUUUAUGAUUGUUAACAAUAAAGAAUUACAAUUGAUCUGCUUCUACAGACAAGCACAGGAACAGAUGUUUUUUAUACAAUACAGCAUUAUGGUUCUACACUUGUUUUACAGUUUUAACAGCAUUAGGAAAGAGCACAGUAAGACGUUACAUAUUGUCCAACAUGAUGACAAUGCUAUUCCACUGUUAUUCUGUGCUAUAGGUAAAAAUUGAAAUAGGCUGUGUGUCAGGAAAGAAUAUCCCUUUCCAAGUCUGUCCCUCUCGCUGGUUUACUGUCUUUACAACAAAUGCCUAUAAUAAUUGUCUCUACAUGCAUACAAGUCUCAUGUAAUGGUAUUUGUACUCUUUUGAAAAUAACUUCUUGAUAACACUUGGUUUCACUAUGGAUUUUGCUACACAGUAAGUGUGAUGCAGUACUUCUUACAGCUGCUGGUGUAAUUUUUUUCUUUUAUUUGUGUAAAUCUGUCUCAAAUGUGGUAUUGCUGUUGUGGAUUACUGAUAUUUUCUGCUGAUUAUUUGGGGGAUGUAUCACUUAUCACUAUCUAUGAUCCCCUUUUGCUGCAUUUGCCAACUUGUUCCUGUCACAAUAUUGUGAUCAUAUGCUAACAGAACUGGUACAAGAUUAUGUCAGCUAGCUGCCCUGUUCAAGUCACUCAUAAGAUAAAUUGUAAUCCCUUGAUUUUUUUACAACCUCUUUCAGCCUCGCAGCACUCCAACAUGACAGAAUCCCGACAUUCUCUCACUAACAGCCUGUUUUAUCAACCCGACAUUAAGUGCAGUCUAAGCGUUCUUCUUAAAGGUGCAACAUUCAGGCCACUGAAGCAUGAAGCAGUCCCCAGAACUAUAUCCAAUAAAAUUGUCAAGGAUUUAUGUUUUUUUAACUAAAUGAAUUCAUUAUUUGAACCUUUGAGUGUUGCACCAUUAAACUUCUAAGCUGAAGCUGAUAUUAAGACUGUUCUGUUUGUUUGAUUGCUUUUUGAAGAGAGGUCAGGAUUUUCAGGCUUUCUUGUGUUAUGUAUAAACCAAAGUUAAACUAUUUUUUAGCGCUUUACCCAGUGUACCAGAUGUUUAUGUUGGUAUCUUGAUAACCAAAGGCAAAAAUGUUCAAAUGCAAGUUAUUUUAUUUAUGUAUGUGGUCAAUCCGCUGUUUUUCCACCAUACAUUUGGAUAAAAAUGACAUGUAAAUUUGUCAGAUUGCGAAAUACUUGUGAUUCAUCAUAUCAUGUCUGCUUUCAGAUAUAUGCAGGAACACAGUAUGAACAGCAUAAAUUAACUAAGCUCUGUGUGUGUGUGCGUGUGUGUGUUUUAAGCUGUUUAUAAUUGAUCAUCUGUGGAGGAGUACAACUAAGCAAUACAGCAUAGCAGUGUGUGUUUUGAUAUGUUUAGAGAAAAUUGUGUGGGAUGAUAAAAGAACAAGGACAGAGGAGCUUCAAGAAGACGCUUGAAAAAGCUUUUUAUCAAGAAACUCUUCAAAUGUUUGGAUCUUUGGUCAGAAUUGGUAUAACGCAGCUGUGUCUCAUUAAAUGUCAUCGCACAUUGGUAUUCAUUGUUGAUUAUACUAAUUUUUAGUUUUUAAAGAUUGUCUUUUUUUUUUCCAAGAAUGAAAAAGAAAUAAGUACAUAAAACAAUAAAACAUAAUCACAAAUUGAUCAUUAAUAUGACUCUUUCCCUCUCUCCUUGAACCAGGUGUCAUUUUGCAGUAAAAAUGUGCCCUAAUGAGCAAGAGAAAAGUCUUUCUGCAGGAAUCAGUUUUAUGGGUGUCUCAUUCUG
Scomber scombrus (Atlantic mackerel) is the source of this 4929-nucleotide messenger RNA. It is a transcript of the gene abhd17ab, whose product is annotated as abhydrolase domain containing 17A, depalmitoylase b. Gene Ontology annotation, biological process: protein depalmitoylation. Gene Ontology annotation, cellular component: endosome membrane; plasma membrane. Gene Ontology annotation, molecular function: palmitoyl-(protein) hydrolase activity. The record is from RefSeq and is a predicted model, not a curated record. The transcript is spliced from 5 exons. NCBI's taxonomy places the organism in Eukaryota, Metazoa, Chordata, Actinopteri, Scombriformes, Scombridae. The coding region runs from base 741 to 1706 and encodes 321 amino acids.